UCUACUAGACUCUGGUGCAGAUACAAUGUCUGCUCCGAGUGGCAUCCCUGUCCCGUCUGCACCACCUUCUUAUGAGGAAACAACAGGAAUCAAUGUGGGCUAUCCUCACACCUAUCCUGUCCCAGAACCUGGCCAGAAACCAGAUGGGAAGGGAAUGAACCCUCCCCCAUACCUGGGACAGCCUACACCAGCAAAUAACCCGAUUACAGUUCAGACAGUGUAUGUGCAGCAACCAGUAGUAUUUUAUGACCGCCCAGUUCAGAUGUGCUGCCCUUCCUGUAACCAGAUGAUAGUGACACGUCUCUCAUAUGACUCAGGAGCUUUGACUUGGCUGUCAUGUGGUGGCCUCUGCCUGCUGGGGUGUAUAGCUGGCUGCUGCUUAAUUCCCUUCUGCAUUGAUGCCCUAAAGGAUGUGGAUCACACCUGUCCGAACUGCGGUGCUCUUAUUGGUUCUUACAAACGCUUAUAGGCAGUGUUUAAACAUUGAUAAUUCAUUGAUGAAGUUGGUUAGCACCUCUACAAGCCCUUUCUGAAGUUUCAUGGAGACUUCUGGUUGUUUCUGUGCAUCCUGUCACUGGAAACCAAUCAAAAGUAAUGUUUAUUGCUAAAUUGUUUGAAUGAGAAUCUGCUGAAGGGGAUUCUGACUUAGGUCUGUAAAAAAUUAUGUGUAAUCUUUAUGGGCCACUCAGUCUAGCACCAGUUGAUAGCAGCUAAAUGUUUUCCCUUUCUGCUUUAUGCAAAACAGGUUGAUGAUGUUCUUCAGUUAAUCUUGUCUCAAUCAUGAUGGAUGCUGGUGUGCUUGCUUGUAGUCUCAGCACAGACCAAGAGGAGAAUGUCUGUGGAGACCUAUAUAGUCUCAUGCUUGGUGUUGAUGCUUUUGCAACAGCACUGUUUACAAACUGGCAGGGAGUUGCUUGCCUCUGAGGCAGGUGCCUCUCUUUCACAGAAGAAGUGAUUUGUUGGCGUCUUUUCAUGAGCACUAAAAUUCACUUUAAAAUUUUCUUAGUUGAAAGAGAACCAAACUUAAAGGCUUCUUCCUUCUUGGAGGCAGCUUUACCAAAGGGACAACUCGGGUUAUUGUGCUUCAGUGGUGAUUCAAUCUAGUACCUGAAUUUCCUUGCCAGUUUCAAGUCUAGUCAUAUCUCUAAUCUGCAGUAAAGAUGUUCAUACAGGAAUUUUAAUAGAUAUUUGUUCAGUGUUUUUUGGUUGUUUUUUUUUUUUAGUGCUGAUUUAUAAGUCUGAGAAGUGUUCUCUUAUCUCCACCCCAGUGGAAAUGCCCAUCGUUAUAGCAUUGGAAAACUUCCUUGUACAUUUACAUAAGUCAACUGAUAGAUCAUAAAUAAAUCUCAGCCUUAUCUUAAGGCUUGACUUCCACCUGCAAAACACAGAUACAGGACCUGGGCUUUUAAUUGUUGAUCUGUUUGUUAAUUAGUCUUUCUUCAUUAAGAAGGUAACAUGUUUGUUAAGGAGUUUCUUUGAUUAUUUAGACUUGUACUCUGAUUUUUCUAAAUGAAAGAGAAGUUCUGUUUUCAGAAACUUAAGCUGGAUAUGCUUAUUUAAGACAAUGAUCACAAAAAAUUAGGGAAUGAGGCUCUGAAGGUUGAAGCAUUUUACCAUGUCAUAAGCAGCAGACUUGUCCAAAUAACAUCUUGAUGCAUUUGAACGAUACCUGUCUAAAAAAGGCAGACAGGUGUUUAAACAAGGCUAUGAUGCUAACACUGUAUUAAUCUCUGUAAAAGUAAAAAGCUAAAAUAAAUACAAAUAAAAAGUA
Molecule: messenger RNA, 1771 nt
Organism: Harpia harpyja (harpy eagle)
Lineage: Eukaryota; Metazoa; Chordata; Aves; Accipitriformes; Accipitridae
Gene: LITAF
Product: lipopolysaccharide induced TNF factor
Exons: 4
Coding region: 26-469 (147 amino acids)
Biological process (GO): regulation of cytokine production
Molecular function (GO): zinc ion binding
Source: RefSeq, a predicted model, not a curated record